CGAGGCUGGGGGGGAGUCGUCGCCGCCGCCGCCGCCGCCACCGCUGCCGCCGCCGCCGCCGCCGAGGUGACUGAGGAGAGAGGCGCCUCCGCGCUCCCGCCGCCGCCGGACUUCAAUGCCCAGUCCCCAGCUCGCCAGCGUUUUUCGUUGGAAUAAACGUUGCACAUUUAUGGCGAUUCUGAGCGUGAGGGCAGACUUCUGCCAGGCUCAGCACAGCGUUUUCGCUGACAAGUGAACUUGAGUUGAGGGUCCUAUGUGCCAUAGUUAACAUUGCCUUGAAGACUCUGGACACCGAGACUGGCCUCAGAAACAGUUGGCUUUUUUUUUUUUUAAUUGCAAAGCAUAUUUCUUUUAAUGACUCCAGUAAAAUUAAGCAUCAAGUAAAUAAAAGUGAAACGCGACCUACACUUUAAACUUGUUUCACUAGUGCCUAAAUGUAGUAAAGGCUGCAUAAAUUUUAUAUGUAGUAGGAUUUUUUUUUUUUUUGGAGUCUGAAGGUAUUCAUCUGCAGACAUUGAGGCCCAAGUUGAAUUUGGAUUCAAGUGGAUUCUAAAUACAUCUGCUUAUAUUGAAGAACGAAGCUUCUUAAAGAAUAAGCAAGUUGAAUAGAGAAAAACACUGAUAACAGGCAUUUUAGUGAUCUUUUUAAUGUUUUCUGCUGUGAAACAUUUCAAGAUUUAUUAAUUUUUAUUUUUCAUUUUCCCCAUCACACACACACACACGCACGCUCACUUUUUUUUUUUGCCAUAAUGAACCGUCCAGCCCCUGUGGAGAUCUCCUAUGAGAAUAUGCGUUUUCUGAUAACUCACAAUCCUACCAAUGCAACCCUCAACAAGUUCACAGAGGAACUUAAGAAGUAUGGAGUGACAACUUUGGUUCGAGUUUGUGAUGCUACAUAUGAUAAAGCUCCAGUGGAAAAGGAAGGAAUCUAUGUCCUAGAUUGGCCUUUUGAUGAUGGAGCACCACCCCCUAAUCAGAUAGUUGAUGAUUGGCUAAACCUAUUAAAAACCAAAUUUCGUGAAGAGCCAGGUUGCUGUGUUGCAGUGCAUUGUGUUGCAGGAUUGGGAAGGGCACCUGUGCUUGUUGCACUUGCUUUAAUUGAAUGUGGAAUGAAGUAUGAAGAUGCAGUUCAGUUUAUAAGACAAAAAAGAAGGGGAGCAUUCAAUUCCAAACAGCUGCUUUACCUGGAGAAAUACAGACCUAAGAUGCGAUUGCGCUUCAGAGAUACCAAUGGGCAUUGCUGUGUUCAGUAGAAAGAAUAUAAACGAAGGCUGACUUGAUUGUGGCAUUUAGAGGGAACUCUUGGUACCUGGAAAUGUGAAUCUGGAAUCUUUACUGUGUCAUCUAAGUAGUGAUGGAUUCAAUACUCCUCAAUCACUUUUCUAAUGAUUGGAUGCAAACAAACAAAAAAAUCCUUGAAUAACACAAAUAAAAUGUUUAAGAAAAGAAAAAGAGAAAGAAAAAAAGGGAUUAAUUUAGUGAAGGAUCAUUUUCUCCUAGAGUUGGGAGUGUGAAGUUUUGCCAGAUUGAAUUAUUUCAAAGUCUCCUGUUGUGUUAGAUUUUCAAAGUAGGUCUCUAAGGAAAACCAGCAGAACAUUAGCCUGUGCAAAACCAUCUGUUUGGGGAGCACAGUCUUCCAUUAUGCCUGGCACAUAGACCCCCUCUGUUGGGGGAUUUCCUUUUUCUUUCUUUUUUUGAGGGGGGAGGGUGCAUAUUUUUAUUAUUUUCCUGACUCUCCCCUCCCCCCCAAUACAAGUUGUAGGUGGAAGGUGGAAUAGGAGACCCCCUUGUUGCUGGAAUAAGUAGGUCUAGGAGAAGCCCUUGUUACUGUAGAUGAGAGGACAGUCUGGCAGCCUUAAGCCCAUGUGGGCACUUUUAAGGGUAGGGGUGGGGGGGGGGACUCAAAAAGCUGUGGCAUAUAUAUCAUCCAGGUUGUUUUUUUAGACUUUACCGAUGAUGGAAUUGUCAUGUUAGUUUUUAGUCAACAUUAGGCGAAGUAGCCAAGAGCCUUUUGUUUUGGUAAAUUAGCGAGGGAAAUAGCAUUUUCAGAGGAGUCUCUUUUCUCAUUGAACUUAGCUGGGAGUCGAGUUCUUCUCUUUUUCCAACCAAUGAAGUUAAAUGGAUAGCCCAGAAACAUUUUCCCAGGCCAGGGUAGGGGCCAUACCAGCUCAUCACUAAGGAUGCAUCUAGGCAGAAAUUAGUACACUUUCUAUACCUUGUAGAAUUGUGUGCUGUAGCAUUACUCUGAUUUUCUAAUAAUGUAAGAGAAUGCUGGUAGUUAAAAAUUUUUGUUAGGUCUUGUAUUUUGAAUUUUCGGUAGCAUUCAGAGGUGUAGCAGCAAAGACUAUUUUGGACUUGAGAAAUGCCUAUGAUGGGUAUUUUCCAAACUCCCCCCUAUAUGUACAGUUCAGUUUAACCACUGAUUGCCUUGUUAUUUUCAUACUAGGUUCUAUGUGAGAUUUUAAAAAGAAAAAUCACUGGUUCAAAACCAACAAUGCCUAGUGAGUAUGUGUCCACAGGCCAUCACAGGGUAGAAGCGAAUCAGAGCGACCUGACUAGCAGAGGGACUGCCUUUCUAGUGAAGUGGUAGACUAUCCUUGCAGACUCUUUGCUGGGUUCAGUCUUGUAAAGCUGUUGUCUGCUCCUUGGCAGUUGUGAAUAGGCCGUAUUGACUAAGCAGAUUAGGGGCUCUUGCAUUCUUCAUUCACCUAUUACAUAGUUCUCUGAUUUGAAUAAAGGCUUGUCCUGCUGGAUUAAGUAUGCAGAGCCAUAAACUUUCCAUUUUGUUAGGAUCAGGUAGGCGAGUAAGAAUUGGACCAGGACCUUGUCUCACACUGAUGAUACCUCAGACAUUGGCUGGCUUUGUGAACUGCCUAUUUCCUAUGCUGGAGUAGUUUUGAUUUUUAACUAAAUAAUACCUAUAGAUUCUCUCCUCCCUCAUCCCAGAAAACAAAAUAAUGCUUUUUGAAAUUGUUUCUAGGUUUUAAAAUAAAAAAUGAUGGUACUAUCCAAAGUUCUUUAUUUUAGAACAUGACAGUAGAUUCCAUUAACAUAGGCCCAAAGAUCAAAACAGCUUAUCUUCUAAGAUCAGUUAGACUGUUGACUCCAAGGGUUUUGAUCAGUUCCAUAACGAACCUUUUCCUUGUCAAACUCUUAUUAUUGUUGCUCACUGGGAGGGAAUGAGAGUGUGUGUCUGCGUGUGUUUGUGUCUUGUGUGUUUGCAUCUGCACAUAGCAUCCACCAAUAUCAGUGCCUGCCUGCGUUAGGAAAAUUACAUUCCUGGUUCUGUAUGAGAAGGUUGUAUAAAGCAACAUGAACCAUUAGCCCUCAUUUUGUUUUAAAUUGCAGACUAAUGUUAAUAAUUAUUCUUAGAACUGGAUUUUUUUCCUCAAAAUUAAAAGUUCUUUUUCUUUUGGAUAUAAUGAAGUAUUGCUAGCUGAAGCCAGUUUGACAUGGUGAGAGAUGUCAGACUGAUGAAAGGUGUGCAGCCUGAUUUAAAACCAAACCCCAAACCCUUUUAAAGAACAAUAAAACAUAUUUUACAUGCUCUUA
Molecule: messenger RNA, 3552 nt
Organism: Sorex fumeus (smoky shrew)
Lineage: Eukaryota; Metazoa; Chordata; Mammalia; Eulipotyphla; Soricidae
Gene: PTP4A2
Product: protein tyrosine phosphatase 4A2
Exons: 6
Coding region: 750-1253 (167 amino acids)
Biological process (GO): positive regulation of cell migration; protein dephosphorylation
Cellular component (GO): nucleus
Molecular function (GO): protein tyrosine phosphatase activity
Source: RefSeq, a predicted model, not a curated record